Rhizophagus irregularis DAOM 181602=DAOM 197198 is the source of this 180-nucleotide messenger RNA. The record is from RefSeq and is a predicted model, not a curated record. NCBI's taxonomy places the organism in Eukaryota, Fungi, Glomeromycota, Glomeromycetes, Glomerales, Glomeraceae.
AUGGAAGAAAUUGACAUAUGGGAUUCUCUUCUUAGAUGGCUUUUUGUUCAUUACUUAAAAAUCAAUAAAGAUGAAUCUAAGUGGUCAUCAGAAGAUUUGGUAAAUGUCAAACAGACUAUAAAAGAAUACAUUCCAUUAAUCAGAUUCUAUGAUAUUUCCAAGGAAGAUUUUUAUCUAAAA